AUGGUGCUGCAGGCGCCGAAGGCCGCGGCUGCAGGGGGCAAAGCUGCGCGCAGGAGCGGGGGAAUCAGACCGAGUCUCGGGAGGACCCGGUGGCCAGCGCCGGUGGGGGAGGGGAGGACGAGGAUGCGCAGGAACCGCCCCGGGAAACUGAGGCUGGGGGCGGGGGCGUCCCCCGGGACCUCCUGCCGCGCACCGCAGCCCUACCCAACCAUCCGGCUUCCGGGGAUCCCCCCCACCUGGGACGGGGUUCGGGCGAGCGGGGACUCAGCAAAGAGGGCGGGGCCGGCCUGGCUUGGGGGGGAUCUCAGCCGGGGCCCGGCCCCGCGGCAGGACGGGAGCCUCCAGGAGAACGGGGGUCCCGAGCACGGCGGCAGGGCUAGGGGUGCGGCCCCCAGCCCCUCUCAGCGGGUACGGCCGGAGCUUGAAGGGCGGCGCUGGCGGCAGCUGCGGGCGGGGGCUGCGGCGCCGCGAGCACAAAGCGCGGCCCCUCCCACUGGGGCGGGGCGGGGAGGGGGCGCCCCCAGACCCCGGAGGCGGCGGAACCGGGGGCGGGGCUCUUUGUCUCGGCGCGUCGCGCGCCCGGGGCUGCCCCGCCUCCCGCGCUCUCACAGUCUCUGCCUCCCGGGGUCUCGGGCUCCAGCAGCGGCUGCCGGGGACCCGGGUCUGGGGUCUCCCCGCUUCGGGCCUCUCUCGGCUCCGGCCCCCUCGUUCCCUCUGGGGUCUCUCGGCGCGGCCUUGGGAGCCCCCAUCGGUGCCGGGGACCGGGCGGUUUGGGUCCUGGGUCUCUCACUGUCUCUGUGUCUCAAGGUCUCUGCCUGUCUCUGCCUCCCCCCGUCCCCCGCCUCUGCGCCCCCCGCUCCGCCCCGCCCACCCACCUCAUCCCCGCCCCUGCCUUCUCGCCCCGCCCCCGCGCCCACCCUCCCCCUCGCCCCGCCCACCCACAUCGCCUCGCCCCCGCCCCUCCCUCCUCGCCCCGCCCCUGCCCGGCUCCCUCCCCCGCUGCCCCCUCCGGGCUCGUUGCCAGGCUCCGGCUGUCCGGGGCGCACGGCAGGGGAUGCCAACAUCUGGGCGCCUCUUGGCAGCCGCCUGGACGGCAGCGGUUGGAACACUCGGGGCGAAUCUCCGCGACGCGCACUUGGGCAGCGCUAA
Messenger RNA from Loxodonta africana (African savanna elephant), 1149 nucleotides. Its product is annotated as proline-rich protein 36-like. The record is from RefSeq and is a predicted model, not a curated record. Bases 1 to 1149 code for a protein of 382 amino acids. The transcript has 2 exons. NCBI's taxonomy places the organism in Eukaryota, Metazoa, Chordata, Mammalia, Proboscidea, Elephantidae.